This is a messenger RNA of Leptopilina heterotoma, 2745 nucleotides long. RefSeq names its product aquaporin AQPAe.a. The record is from RefSeq and is a predicted model, not a curated record. Gene Ontology annotation, biological process: transmembrane transport. The transcript is spliced from 6 exons. The coding region runs from base 266 to 1069 and encodes 267 amino acids. Gene Ontology annotation, molecular function: water channel activity. NCBI's taxonomy places the organism in Eukaryota, Metazoa, Arthropoda, Insecta, Hymenoptera, Figitidae. Gene Ontology annotation, cellular component: plasma membrane.
GUGGUAUAAACCCCAGUAGUGAAUUUACACUCCGCGCCAGGUUAAAAUUGCGAAAACAUGACCGCGCGCAUUGAAUAUUUAGAAGUGUAUUCACUCGACCAACGACAACCAUAAUAAGACAUCAGAAACAUCCAAGUGCUAUUAUUUUCGUUCCCUGGAAAAGUGGAACGAUUCGAUUACUGGUCCAACCGGCCAUUCGCGACCCCGAAGCCAAUUGGAAUCCCAUAUUAAGAGAGUUUAGAGGAAAGGAAAAAGAACGUGAUUGAUGGGAGAGAAUUCAAUGGCAAGUUUGAGGAAUGCUCUCGGAGCUCAUGAGCUUACGGACAAGAAGAGUGGAUUAUAUCGAGCAUUAUUUGCCGAAUUCUUGGGAACGUUACUUCUCAAUUUCUUCGGAUGUGGUGCAGUUAUGACUGACAAUGUAGUGGCAAUAAGUUUGGCUUUUGGAAUUGCAGUCGCCGGAAUUGUUCAGGCUAUUGGUCACGUGUCCGGAGGUCACAUUAAUCCUGCAGUCACGUUUGGAAUGUUGGCAAUUGGAAAGGUGCCGGUGAUACGAGCGAUUCUUUACGUGAUAUCGCAGUGUGCAGGAGCAAUUGCCGGCUCGGCGAUUUUGAGAGCCUUCUCCGACGAGGGUAAUUUUUCGGAAAAUAAAUUAGGAGCAGUGGGACUUAACAGACUCACACCCAUUCAAGGAUUUGGAAUUGAAUUUUUCCUGUGUUUAAUUCUCGUCAUGGUGGUUUGUGGCGCAUGUGAUGGAGGAAAACCCGAAAGUAAAGGAGUUGCACCCUUAAUUAUUGGCCUCACUGUUUCUGCCUGCCAUCUCAUUGCCGUGAAAAGAACCGGAUCAGGAAUGAAUCCCGCCAGGUCAUUGGGAAGUUCUGUGGCUUUGGGAGAUUACGACGAUCAUUGGAUUUAUUGGAUUGGACCAAUUUUGGGUGGAGUGGCAGGUGCUUUAAUUUACACUCAUGCACUUGGUUCGGCGAAAGAGCAAGAACUACCGAAUUAUGCUAAUGUGGCCACUGAAGAAAAGGAGCGGUUCGAGUACAUUGACAGCGGACGUGGUGGCCUUUAGGGAUGAGAUCAGAAAAAUACAAAGAGAAUCGAACUCCAACGACUCACCGGCAAGAAGGGCACUCAACCUGCUUGAUUUAACAACGGUUAAUCUGCUGCAUCUCCAUUUGCGCACUUUUUAAUCAGGCAUAACCAGCAUGAUGCUGCAUGCUUAUAAUACGUUCGUCUUAAACUGGAGAAGAUAUUUUCCAGAAUCACUCGCAUCACCACGAAGAACUUUAUAUUUUUCCACCUAAUUAAUUCUUUCAGUGUUAUAAAUUAAGUCUAAAAAAAAAGUCUAAAGAAAGUCUAAAAAAGUCUAAAAAAAGUUUAAGACUUUUUUUAGACUUUUUUUUAAACAAAUUCUUCACAUACCGAGAAGAUAAUUAAGAUUUAUAUUAACAAACUGUUGGAGAAAUUCUUUUAAAUAUUAUUUAUGAAAAACGGAUUUCACUUUUUUUUUAAUUUUUGUUGACAAAGUUUUCUUUUCAUUUAAGAAUUAUUUUUUUGGAAAAAAAAUCUCUUUUGCCUAAUUGGAUCUUUUGCUUUCAAAAAGAUACUUUUUUGUCUUCAAAAUAUGCGAUUCUUACCAUAUAUUAAUUAGGGGAAUAAUUUACAAAAUUUCCCCUUUUGGGAUCUUUCCAGAAAUCCACUUUUCUAUAUUCUUUUCCAAAAAAUAAAAAUUACUAAAAUUCUUUUUUUGAAUGAUUAAAUAAUUAAUUAAUAAUUGAUAAAUUAAUUAAUAAAAUAAGCAUAUAGUUCCUCUAAGAAAUUUCAAGAGAUUAAAUAUAUUAGAUAUAUUUUACUUAUCACUAUUAUAUUAUAUAGAUAGGUAUAUAAUAGUAUAUUUUAUUAUAUUAUACAAUAUUAUAUUUUAUUAUAUUAUAUUAUAUUAAAUUAUAUUAUAUACAUAACUAUAUAAUCAUAAUAUUUACUGUUACUAUAUAUUAUAUUUCAAUAUUUAUGUCUAUUUUUAAUAUUCAAUGUUCAUAAACAGCUUUACACUCCAAAUGAAAUAAUUUCAAGAAAAACGAUCAAUGAUCCUUUUGAAUGAAAUAACGAAAGGUAGAGCCAUCUGGUAAAACUUCUAUUACUUAUAUUAUUUAUUCACGUCGAUAAUUUUAAUUUUCAUUAAUUUUUAGUUUAUUGUUGAAAAAAUGAAAAUAUUUCAUAAAAAAAAAAUUGCCAGCCGACUUCAUUAUGUGUGAUUUUUAAUUUUAGUUAUCGAUAUUAAUUAUUGUCAUUUAACCCAAAAAACACACUAACUGCAUGAAUGUUCGUAAUUAAUAUUCACUUUUUUUUUAAUUUAAUUGUAUUAAUAAAAAAAUAAUAGCAUCUCAUCAUAGAUUAUAAGUCAAAUAUGCGAAAAUUACAUUAUAGAAAAAAUAGAAAAUAUUUUUUACGACGCUUAUUGUAAUAUUUAUUUUACUCCAAAAUAUUCGGUUUCGCAUUUAAUAGAGAAUUUUUGUCUUCCGAUCGAUGAAAUUUGUUAUUUAAAUAUUUGUUAAAAAUAUUAAAAAGUUAAUAAAUAAUAACAAUUCCUAAUUUGUAAACUUAAAAUAUGUUAAAAUAUACAAAAUGGAAAAUAUUUUAAAAAAGCAAGUAUACUUUUCUACUUUGCAAAAUAAUUAUCAAAAUGUAUUUGGUUGUAGAACCAUCUUUUGCAUAAUAAAAAAAUACUUUGUACAAAGUUUAAAA